Molecule: messenger RNA, 1898 nt
Organism: Microbotryum saponariae
Lineage: Eukaryota; Fungi; Basidiomycota; Microbotryomycetes; Microbotryales; Microbotryaceae
Source: the annotation of a GenBank genome assembly
AUGGCGAUAGUCGAGCUUCCCGGGGGAGUGGAGAUGUACUACGAGGUUCACACGGCGGGGCGUGGCACUCGUGCAAGCCCGGAUCGACCGCUGAAUGAACUCGGGCUGAACCCCACCGCGGCCACGAUCGUCGUUCUCACGCCCAUCUGGCUCGACUGCACCUACCUUUCCAACAUGAUCGAGGACAUGUCGCCGAUGUACAACAUUGUCGCGUUCGAACUUCGGUCGCAUGGGAGAACAUUUCAGGCACAAAAGAGCCCCCGCUAUGAUUGCGCUACCGCCGCUGCGGAUAUUGGUGAGGCUCGCGACGCGCGUUCGCUCGGUCACUCGGUGGCGUCUCUCGGAAGAUUCGGCGUCUCGGAGAUGCGGCACCAUAUGCUGAACUGCUCGAACUGCUUCCCUUUUUUUCCUGCUGCAUUCUAUGCUGGUUCCGUUCACGUUGCCCAUCUGUACUUGACCGCUCGUCAGCCUUCGCUAUGGUGAGUUUUAGCACGCGCUUGGGCCGCAGAUGAGCUACAAGUUGGACCGGCGCGCUAACAGCGAGGAACCGGGCCGUAAACCCCAACAGGAGAUUCUUCGCGUACCGCCGAGUCAUGUCUUUGCCAACGGUUUUGCGGGGUUUCGAAGUCAGUAACCCCUAUUCCUAGGUGGGGGCGGCGGCCCCUGCGUCACGAACGACGACAACCUUCGUCGUCAGCGUGCUGAUGACGCUUUGGUUCUUGAAUGGCUUCUCCAGUUGCACUCAAGUUGUGCAAGAUGUUCCCGAACCAAGUGCUCUCUUACACUCAGGCUGGCGUCGGUCCGCUUUUCUCACCGCGGGAAGACGUCAAAAUUUUCAAAGAGGUCAUAGAUUUUUGGUUCUUCGUGAGUCGCCUGAGCGACGCGCAUACUGAAGGACCGAAUCACUGAAUUUAUCCCUACUUGUUGUUUUCAGCCGCAAGAUCCGAGCGAUUUCUUCGAAGCGAUGGAUGCGAUGUCCCAAAUGCUGCUAAGUAGCGACGAGUGGGACGAAACUCCCGAAUUGGUCGCGCUCAAGGAUCGCAUGAUCGGGACAAUGAUACGACGGUAUAAUCCGUAUAUGCUCUUGAAGGCCCAUGAGGUGAGAAACCCCGGGAGAGUGCGCCCUUCGCCACGCCCCGGCUCACUGAACAAGUUCGCCCCCAGGUGGCUCGGGUCAAUCUGAGGCCGUGUCGUAUCUCGCCCGCCGACCUCGCCGACUUCCGGCAUCCACUUCUGCUGCUCCAUGGCACCUCCGAUCUCUGCUUUCCACCAGCAGUGAUUCAACGCGACAUCGUCGACAAUCUCGUCGGCGCCCACGAGAUCACCUGGCGGUUAAUCCGAGGCGCGCCCCAUUCGAUGCUGCUCACGCACUGGCCGCAGAUCAAAGAAGAAUGGAUGCCGUUUUUGGAACGACAUCCCAAGUUCUCUUCGGAGCCAGUGCCUCUUGAUCGACCUUACGCGCUCAGUGUCGUAGCCAAACUGGCCCGGAAUGCGAGCGACGAGCUUCCAGCAUCGAUUCUUGCCCGGAGCGGCAACGAGCAGACCGACUUCUCGCUCUGCACGCCGGAGGAGGUCCGCCAGGCAGCGGAGGACUUGCAGGCAUUCAAAAAGUACAGCGAGAGCUGUCGGAUGUACCUGCCUGGGAUCGAGGUGCCCGAGAGUUGGGAUCAACCAAUAGACAAACGGUCCAGCAGAGAAUGGACGUAAGUAGCAGCGAUCUUUGGUUCGGCUCGGCGGUCCUCCGAGAACGGGCGGACGGAAGGUAUGCUGACCGGAUCUCUACAAUGCACCACAGUUUUUCAAAACGCCAUCUUUUCGACGAGCCGAGUCAUUCCAGCCCGGUCGAUCUCAUAGCCGGCGGGAUCGAGGUUAUGACCGUGGACAGCAGUGCCACUUGA